GAAAUAUAUUCUGUUCAAAGGUACAGAAUGAUUUGAUAUUUAAAUCUGUUGAUUGAUAAGGGUAUCAUAUUUGUCCUGAUAACAAUGUCCCAACAUCAACCAUAGAGGGCCCCAGUGACACAUUUAAACCCAACCCUUUGUGGGCCCCAGUUGUUGCAACCUUUGAUGCGAGUUGCUCAUCCAGUGAUCAAGGUGGAAAUAUUCCUGCAACAAGUUCUACUGGUAGCCAGCCUGGCAGGUGCUUGUUUGGGUGUCAGAUGUUUGUGUCAGUGACUGGCGACUCCCUGGAGAUGGGAGGUAUAAAUAUCCCAUACAGGGGGAUGUGAGUCACACCAGUGAGGCUCCCACUUUCCAAUCUUUCUCCAGACAAUAUCAUCACUUCGCCAUCGGACAAGUUGCUCUCAAUUCUGUUUCUGCAAUUAGUUGAGACCAGUGAAAGUGUAGCUAAAAGCUUAAUAGCUAUACAGGCAGGCUCAUUUUCAGGAAAGUGGUUGCUUUCAUAAUUUCAAUUUAUUUGUUUCGGACAUUUGUGUAACAAAUGUCUCUGAUUCGCCAAGUGCCGGUAUCCUGGGAUGCGCCCACUUCCUGGAACAGACAGGGCUGGAACAUGGAUUACUUUAAUCCAGAACGCCAGCUCGGCAUGCUGGAUCGAGAAAUGAGAGAUAUGAAUCUCCGAUCGGGACUGCGCGAUAUGAACAUGAGUUCCGACAAUCGAAUCUCCAACUUCCGAUCUGGCUUUGACAAUUGGGCGCCAUAUCCAAGGUCGUCAUCAUCGUUUCAACCCAGCAUGCCGAUGAUGACGAUGCCAUCAUUUGAUGGCGACUUUCAGUAUUCCUUGCGACAUAUGGAUAGAGAGAUGAAGAGAAUGACGGAAGAAAUGAACAGGAUGUUUUCCCAUUGUCAACACCUUGUUCCAGUCGACUCGCAGCCUGAGACCUGGAGAACGCGGGAGAACUUCCUUCUGGAGAACCCAAUUGUGCACGAUCAUCAAGGAGGCAAGAAAUUUCAACUUCAGUUCGAUGUUCGCCAGUUUAAACCCGAAGAAAUUAUGGUGAAGACUGCUGACAAACAGCUCUCGGUGCACGCUCGCCACGAGGAGAAGGGAGACAACAAGUCUGUGUUUCGCGAAUACCAUCGCCAGUUCAUGCUCCCUACAAACAUUAACCCAGAAUCCCUUGUGUCCAAGUUGACCAGAGAUGGUCUCUUGUCCAUUGAGGCGCCGCUACCAGCUUUGGAAGAAUCGCCUAAACUCAUUCCCAUUGAGCAUAAUUAAACAACCAUGAACAUUGAAAGGAGGACAGAUGAUUGAAAUGGACCAAUAUAGUGUAUCUUUUCGUUCUUUAAUAUUGUGUAAUAUUGGGAUCUGGACUGACGAAAUCCAUUCAGGUAGAGGAUUGCAGUAUCUGUGAGUUUUCUAGUCAUUUCUUAUACUAUGACAUUUAAUUAUAUUUAUUACAGCCAUUUGUAAUAUGCAGUGUACAUAUUCUGGCUAAAUGCAUAUACCUGUUGAACAGGAUAAUGUUCUAUAACUGAUUAUGGUGCUAUUUGGGUGGAGUUUGUUGAUUGACAGUACUGCUGUGUUAUAAUUGAGGGGAGUGUAUACUAUAUUCAACCUAAUUAGUGCCCAUUCCCCAUGUAUGAGCCAAUGCAAUCCUAUAUGCAGGGAUAAUUCUAGGGUGGGGCCUUGUGCUUUUAGCCCCUAAAGUUUCAAAUACAAUGGGGCAUUUUAACAUGGUGCUGUAUGGGCAAGUGUGGGUGUACUUCUGGAAUAUAUGAAAUGUUCACAUAAAGGUCCCAUGUCAGAAAAUUCCUAGAGUGAUCCCUGUAUAUGUAUGAUUUGAUCCCUCUUUUUCUUUGUGUCUUUGUAUGGACACUCAUUAGGUUGAAGUUAAAUAUGUUAUUUGAACUACGUAUCAGAUGUUUUAUGUUCAAUAUAUUUUUCAGAAAUAUUGCCAUGUCAUAAUAUAAAAACUACUCAAAAGAAGAAACGGAACACCAAUUUGUUCAUAUAACUAUAGUUUAUCUGUCAUGACAGAUUCACUAUGGUAAUAGGAGUGAGUGAGUUGGGUUUAACAGCUUUAAACAGU
Messenger RNA from Haliotis rufescens (red abalone), 2087 nucleotides. Its product is annotated as alpha-crystallin B chain-like. Gene Ontology annotation, molecular function: protein folding chaperone. The transcript has a single exon. Gene Ontology annotation, biological process: response to heat; protein refolding. The record is from RefSeq and is a predicted model, not a curated record. The coding region runs from base 539 to 1273 and encodes 244 amino acids. Lineage: Eukaryota; Metazoa; Mollusca; Gastropoda; Lepetellida; Haliotidae.